Notolabrus celidotus (New Zealand spotty) is the source of this 3272-nucleotide messenger RNA. RefSeq names its product solute carrier family 6 member 5 (gene slc6a5). Lineage: Eukaryota; Metazoa; Chordata; Actinopteri; Labriformes; Labridae. The coding region runs from base 93 to 2033 and encodes 646 amino acids. Gene Ontology annotation, biological process: synaptic transmission, glycinergic; glycine import across plasma membrane; sodium ion transmembrane transport. Gene Ontology annotation, molecular function: glycine:sodium symporter activity. The transcript has 15 exons. The record is from RefSeq and is a predicted model, not a curated record. Gene Ontology annotation, cellular component: membrane.
UGGGAUCAGCCCGUGGGGGGUCCGCCCCGUAUGGUGGAGACCCGCUCCGGGCCACCACGGAGCAGAACAACACCGUGGGCAACUGGACGGCUAUGAGCCAGACCACCAUCAUACUGGGAACAGAUGGGAACACGUCUGUUCAGCCCGGCACCGUGACGGGGGCUGAAGAUGAUGACGAGGAGGGAGAUGAGAAUAAGGCCAGAGGAAACUGGUCCAAUAAACUGGAUUUUAUUCUGUCCAUGGUGGGCUAUGCGGUGGGACUGGGCAACGUGUGGAGGUUUCCUUAUCUUGCCUUCCAAAAUGGUGGAGGAGCUUUUCUGAUCCCCUACCUGACAAUGUUGGGCAUUGCCGGGAUCCCUAUCUUUUUACUGGAGGUGUCUCUGGGCCAGUUUGCCAGCCAGGGCCCCGUGUCAGUGUGGAAAUGCAUCCCAGCUCUGCAAGGUUGCGGGAUUGCCAUGUUGAUAAUAUCUGUCUUGAUAGCCAUAUACUAUAAUAUUAUAAUGUGCUGGACACUGUACUACCUGUUCGCUUCGUUGAAGGGCUCACUGCCAUGGGCUAACUGUAGGAAUGAUUGGAACACGGUGGAAUGUAAGGACAAAGACAUGCUGCUGUUAGACACGUGCAUCCUGCGGGACAGAAACAUCACCUCCAUCAAGAACUCCUCUUUCUGUCUGUCCGCGAACGCUGUGGGAAACCUGAGCAAACUGAUCAACAUGACCGUGGACGGAAACAAGACCUACGUCAGCCCCAGUGAGGAGUACUUCAAGUACAACGUGUUGCACAUCUCUAAAGGAAUAGAAUUCCCAGGAGACAUCCGGUGGCCUCUGGCAGGCUGUCUGAUGCUGGCCUGGCUCAUUGUCUACGCCUCUUUAGCCAAAGGAAUCAAGUCAUCAGGAAAGGUUGUGUAUUUCACAGCCACAUUUCCCUACGUGGUGCUGGUCAUUCUGCUCAUCAGAGGAGUGACCCUCCCCGGUGCCUUCGAUGGCAUCCUUUACUUUAUCACACCAAAGUGGGAGAAACUGAGCGAUGCAAAGGUAUGGAAAGACGCAGCCACUCAGAUCUUCUUCUCUCUGUCGGCUGCAUGGGGAGGCCUCAUCACUCUCUCCUCCUACAAUAAGUUUCACAAUAACUGCUACAGGGACACUGUUAUAGUGACAUGUACAAACAGUGCCACCAGCAUAUUUGCUGGGUUUGUCAUCUUCUCCGUCAUUGGUUUCAUGGCACAUGAGUUGAAAGUGCCGAUAGAGAAGGUGGCAGAUGAAGGUCCAGGCAUUGCGUUCGUGGUGUACCCAGAGGCUCUGACCAGACUCCCCCUGUCUCCUUUCUGGGCGAUCAUCUUCUUCCUCAUGCUCCUGACUCUUGGCCUGGAUACCAUGUUUGCCACCAUCGAGACCAUCGUAACCUCCGUGUCUGACGAGUUCCCCAAAUACCUGAGGAAACACAAACCUCUCUUCACGCUGAUCUGCUGUGCCUGCUUCUUCGUUCUGGGAUUCCCCAUGAUCACAGAGAACGGGAUGUACAUGCUUCAGCUGGUCGACACGUUCGCAGCCUCCUACUCAUUGGUCAUCAUCGCUAUCUUUGAACUGCUGGGGAUUUCAUACCUCUACGGUCUGCAGAGAUUUUGUGAGGACAUUGAAAUGAUGAUUGGUUUUCAGCCCAACCGAUUCUGGAGGAUCUGCUGGGCCUUUGUGACUCCAACCAUUCUGACGGGCAUCCUAGGUCUGAGUCUGUACCAGUGGAAGGUGAUGACCUAUGAGGACUACACCUACCCCAACUGGUCCAUGGUUAUGGGCUGGCUCAUGGUCAUCUGCUCCGUCAUCUGGAUCCCCAUCAUGUUCCUCAUUAAGAUGUACCUCGCACCCGGCAGCCUAUCUGAGCGUCUGAAGCUGGUCUGCUCCCCGCAGCCUGACUGGGGUCCUUUCCUGAUGAAGCAUCGUGGAGAACGUUACAAAAACAUGACCGACCCUCUGGGAACCAACUCGCUGGGCCUGAAACUGCCCCCCAAGGACUUCCAGCUCGGGUCCUACCAGUAGCAGUCACCUUGGCGGCACCGAAUCCACCUACUCCAACCCCCUGCAGAGGGGGGACACCACAAGGGAGGAGACCACCACCUUAUUUUCUCCCUUCUCCUCUCACUCUUCCACCCCCACCCUGUAUCUUCCACCUCUUUGCUUCCUGUCUUCCUCCCCGUUAAUGUGGAUGUGGAAACAAGCUCCCUCUCUUCUUCCCUCUUCACCACUUCCUCCUCUCUCUCAGGGAGGAGUGGUUUUGCAGGUGGAGUCUACUCCUCCGCUGCUGCUUUGUACUCGGUUAAUGGGCUAUCAUCGCCUUCCACACAUGACCACUGAUUACUCCAGAACCCUUCCCAGGGAUCUUUUAUUCCAAGAGAAAAUUUGUGUCAUAAAAUGACACAGCUCAGACUGCACUUGCAAUAUUAGACUCACCAUAGCUGCUCCCUAUGGAGUCGUGUGUGUGUGUAUGUGUGUGUGUGUGUGUAUGUGAGUGUAUGUGUGUUUAUGUGUGUGUGUGUGUGCUGUCAUAUUGGUGUGUAGAGGUAAUGAAUCAUCUUGGUGGAAGCAGACACAGGAAAACAAAAAGAAAAUUGAGCGACAGAGAAACAGCGGUUCAUCGAGCUCGACGGGGAUCUGUGUUUUGUUCCAUCUCUGUACAAAUUUCCAUCUGCAAUACAAAUAAUAUCAACUGCCUCGGGAAAAAAAAAGAAGAGAAAAAAUCAACACAGUAUGCAUUGGUAUCACAUUUUGUUCCUAUCCAGCAGUAUAUAUAUAUAUAUGUAUUAUUCACAGUAGAUAUUGCUCAGUCGCACUUGCUUUGUCAAAAAUAGAUUACAAGAUCAGCAAUUUGUGCCUCCUACGUCCCAGUAGAGUAGUGAAUGCAUCCUGAUUACCACUCUGAGUAGAUACACUUCGGCCGGGAUGACUCUGCAGUAUGAUAGAAGCUUGGCCCUAUUUUUCCCUCUGGAUCUGAGGGAACCAUUUCUGACACCCUCUCUCUUUGUCUAUUUAUUAAGUCUUAUUCUUGUCCUCCCUGUCUUGUGUUAGCCUUAGAGUGUAAAGUAGCAUACCUCCUAACGUAGGGUACCACUAGAGUAGUUGAGCCUUCCUUCAGUCGGGGAUAACACGGCCAUUUAAUCUCUCCAAAUCUCCACACCUGACCUGAUAGUAAUAUACUUUAGACGGUGCAUUUAUCGCUGUAUGUGUUGUGAACUUGUCAAGCUUGUGAAACCACCUUUACAAUGUACAUCACUUCAGUAA